GAAUCAAAUCAGUUUACUAAUUUAACCUUUCCUUUCCGCCUUUUUUUAAACAACCUUUUUUGACACUUUUUUUUGCUCCUUUUUUGAUCUUAUUCUUACUAUUUAAUGAGAAAAUGCCUACAUUAGCUGCUUAUUCUUUAAUAUCUUUAUUGUUCACAGUUUCUUGUGCUUUUAAUUUAUCAGCUUUGUUAUUACCAAAUUGGAUCUAUGUAACUUUGCCACCAGUUCAUAUGCAUCAAAAUUUUGGUUUAUUUAGAUUAUGCUCUUAUUCAUUCUUUAAUGAUGAUUGUCGGCCUUUUCCAUCACAAUCAGAUGAUGACUGUAAAGAAGAAUAUUUUUGUGAAGAAUGGGGUUUAGCUGCAUUAACAAUGAUAUUAGCUACAAUUAUAGGAGGUUUAGUAUGGUUUGAUUUAAUUGGAGUUCUAAUAGGAGGAAGAUUAAAAAGAGAAAGAUCAUGGCAAAGAAUUUCUUCAAUGUUUAUACUUCAUGCUUUAUUACAAUUUACAUCAAUAUUUUUAAUUGCUCAUCUUUUUACUAUGUCAUCAAAAUUUUAUUAUGGGGCAAAAUAUGAUAUUAGUUUUAUAUUUGCAAAUGUUUCAGCAUGUUUUAGUUUUAUUUUAGCUAUUUUAUUAUUUUCAAAUGGAUUAUUUUCUCCACCUGAAUAUGCCUACAUGCGUUAAAUAUAAUAAUUUUAUUAUUAAUUUAUAUGAAUUGAAACAAUUGAAACUUUUUAUAAUUUAUAUAAUUUAUAUUUAUAUAAUUUACAAUAAAAAUUAUACAAAUCAUAAUAUUAUUCUUGU
Messenger RNA from Rhizophagus irregularis DAOM 181602=DAOM 197198, 800 nucleotides. RefSeq lists its product as uncharacterized. Lineage: Eukaryota; Fungi; Glomeromycota; Glomeromycetes; Glomerales; Glomeraceae. The record is from RefSeq and is a predicted model, not a curated record.